Mugil cephalus (flathead mullet) is the source of this 2243-nucleotide messenger RNA. Its product is annotated as ribonuclease inhibitor-like. The record is from RefSeq and is a predicted model, not a curated record. The coding region runs from base 366 to 812 and encodes 148 amino acids. Lineage: Eukaryota; Metazoa; Chordata; Actinopteri; Mugiliformes; Mugilidae. The transcript is spliced from 3 exons.
AGAGAUCUUCAAAAGAGAGAGUGUGAUCUUCCAGAAAUCAGUCUACUGCUUUGUUCAUCUGAGCAUUCAGGAGUUUCUGGCUGCAGUCUACAUGUUCCACUGUUACACCAACAAGAAGACAGAGGUGGUGGAGAACUUCCUGAGGAAAAAAGGCCGCCAUGUCUCUGCUAAGUCUCUGGAUGACUUCCUGUUUGGAGCCAUGAAGAAAUCUCUGCUCAGUAAAAAUGGUCACCUGGACCUGUUUGUUCGCUUCCUUCAUGGUCUCUCUCUGGAGUCCAACCACAGACUCUUAGGAGGUCUGCUGGGUCAGACAGAGAACAGUCCAGAAAUCAUCCAGAGAACCAUCAACACCCUGAAGGAGAUGAAUGCUGAGGAAAUCUCUCCUGAUAGAUGCAUCAACAUCUUCCACUGUCUCCAACGACCUCUCUGUUCAUCAGGACAUCCAAGAAUUCCUGAAGUCAGAGAACAGAUCAAAGAAGGAACUCUCUGAGAUCCACUGCUCAGCUCUGGCCUACAUGCUGCAGAUGUCAGAGGAGGUUCUAGAUGAGUUGGACCUGAGUCAGUACAGAACAUCAUGGGAGGGACGAUGGAGACUGAUCCCAGCUGUGAGGAACUGCAGAAAGGCUGAACUGUCUUACUGUGGACUCUCAGAGACUCAUUGUGAAGUUGUGGCCUCAGCUCUGAAGUCCAACCCUUCCUAUCUGACAAAGCUGGACAUGAGUUAUAAUGAGCUGGAUGAUUCAAGAGUGAAGCAUCUGUCUGCUGGACUGGAGAGUCCAAACUGUAAACUGGAGACUCUGAGAUGGAGGUGAUGAUGUUUGUGAAGAGGACGGUAUGUGAGCUGAGAGAGGAUGAGCUGUGUCCUGAUGAUCCAGAGGUUGAAGCAGCAGCAGCUUGUGUGUAGAGAGACUCUGACUCAGAUAAAUGCUGCAGAAUAAACCACAUGUUCAACCGAAACAUGAACUAAAACACAUUCUACUCACAGUGAUGCAGCCAGUGUUCAGUUUCACUCACUCAGCAUAUAGAUGUGUUUCUGUUUAUGCUCUUUGCUUUAACUUCUGAAAAGUUCUGGAUGGAGCAGCUGUUUAAAUUCAACUCUGGAUUUUUACAAUUUUGCGCUGUUGGACUGUGUAUGUGCCACGUGCAGUCAUAUUUUACAAAAAGCACACAUGCUUGGAGGAAAAGGAGCCGAGCUAGCCGCUCGUCAUCCUGAAGCUAGCAUGUGUGGUAGUUUUAACACUGCUAUGCUCUGUGUGGACUGUCAAAAAGCGAAGAGAGACAUUGCUAACCUCAGAGAGGAUAUCAGACGGCUCUCAGAUGAACUCCGGAAAAAAGACUCUCUCCUAGCUGACUUCAUGGAUACUGCAGCCACACAAUCCAGGAUCAUCUCAGCCAUGAACUCUCCCUCAGCAGCAGACACCAUUCCUUGGGACCCCUCCUCGUCCCACUAUCAGCCCUCUUCCUGUUCCACUCCACUCCUGGAAAGAUUCUCAAAUCUUUCCAGGCUAUCCGAGCUUCUUCAGAACCAGUGGAAUGCCAAAUUCUUAUGAUUUAUGCUCUCAAUAUUUAUAUUAUUUAGCUAUUUAUUCAUGUAUGUGGAUUUUACCAUUUUACUGCUUUUAAUUGCUCUUAUUUUAAUGAAUUAAUUUAUUUUUGUUGUUUGUUUUUAUUGUUUGUUUGUUCCUUUGCGUAUUAUUCAUAUUUUACUUUUAUGUGUGUAGUAUGCUGUGUGUGUGCACUUAAAGGGUCUGGGGCAUGGUGGGGGUAGGGGUGUUUGUUUUUAAUGUAAAGGACUUUGUGUUCCAUUUUUAUGUAUGAAAAGUUCUCUAUAAAUGAAGAGUGAUUGAUUUAUCUGUCUCUCCACUGAGUAUUUAAGUGCCAAAAACAGAAUAUUGCUCCGUCAUGUCUCCACAGAGAUUGCUGGUAAUGAAGUUUGUCUUGCAAAAGAAUGCAGAAAGCAGAAUAUCUCUGGAUCACCAUUGUGUUAUAUUUAGUGUGAAAGCCAGCUGCCAUGAAAUACUCAGUGAAAUAUUCAGUCUCUAUAUGUGUCACAUGUGUCAAUCUGAUAUUCUUCUGUCAGAGUUUGAAUCUUUGAGUUUCUCUUGAAUAAGCUUACUUUUGUAAGUGAAAGUUAAUAUUUUUGUGCAAAUGUCCUUGUACAUUAGUACUGCAUGUACUGUGAUUGGUGUAUUUCUCAAAAACCUGCAGGAGCAGUUAGGUGACAUAAAAGUUGUUAAAAACCA